CCAGUGGAGAGUCAGGAGCAGGAAAGACAGAGAGCACCAAGCUGCUGCUCCAGUUCCUGUCUGUGAUGUCCCAGAAGUCUGCCGGGACAGCCCAGUCUGAGAGGAGUACCCGCGUGGAGCAGUCCAUCAUACAGAGCAGCCCCAUCAUGGAGGCGUUUGGGAAUGCCAAGACUGUGUACAACAACAACUCUUCCCGCUUUGGGAAGUUUAUCCAGCUCCACUUCUCCCAGAGUGGGAACAUCCAUGGAGGCUGCAUCAUAGACUAUUUACUUGAAAAGAACCGUGUGGUGAGACAGAACCCUGGAGAGAGGAACUAUCAUAUCUUCUACGCUCUGCUGGCCGGGGCCGACGAGGACCACAGAGAGCUGUACUUCCUGACAGAGGGCCCAGAGUCGUACCACUACCUGAGUCAGUCUGGCUGUGUGAAGGACAGGAGUCUAGAUGACCUGAAGCUAUAUGACAGUGUAAUGGAGGCUCUGAAGGUGAUGCAGUUCAGCGAGGAGGAGAUACGUGACGUCUUCAAGCUGCUGUCUGCUGUUCUUCUGAUGGGGAACAUAGAGUUCAUGACCGCAGGAGGAGCACAGAUCACCUCUAAAGGAGUGGUCAGUAACGUCUGUGAUCUGUUGGGCCUGGACUCGUUCCAACUGUCUGAGGUUCUGACCCAGAGGUCCAUGAUCCUGAGAGGAGAGGAGAUCUGUUCACCCCUCACUGUGGAACAGGCGGUGUGCUCUCGGGACUCGGUUGCCAUGGCGUUGUACGCCCAGUCUUUCUCCUGGAUCAUCACACGGAUCAACCAGAAGGUCAGAGGGAAGGACAACUUCAAGUCCAUCGGUAUCCUCGACAUCUUCGGCUUCGAGAAUUUUGAGGUGAACAGAUUUGAGCAGUUCAACAUCAACUACGCCAACGAGAAGCUCCAGGAAUACUUCAACAAACACAUCUUCUCCCUGGAACAGCUGGAGUAUAACAGAGAGGGGAUCCAGUGGGAAGCCAUAGACUGGAUGGAUAACGCAGAGUGUCUAGACCUCAUAGAGAAGAAACUGGGCAUGUUGGCUCUGAUCAACGAGGAGAGUCGCUUUCCUAAAGGCACCGACUACACCCUGCUAGAGAAACUACACAGUAGGCACGCUACUAACCACUACUACAUGAAGCCCAGAGUGACGGAUCAUCAGUUUGGCAUCAAGCACUAUGCUGGAGAGGUUGUGUACGACGUCAGAGGGAUCCUACAGAAGAACAGAGAUACCUUCAGAGAUGACAUCUUAAACAUGCUCAAAGACAGCAGGCUUGACUUCGUCUAUGACCUGUUUGAGCGUGUUGGGAGCAGGAACGGAGAGGAGACCAUGAAGAUGGGGACGGCCAGACGCAAACCCACCGUCAGCUCUCAGUUCAGGGACUCUCUCCAUUCCUUGAUGAACACUCUGAGUGCAUCCAACCCGUUCUUCGUGCGCUGCAUCAAACCCAACAUGAACAAGAACGCCAACAUGUUUGACCCAGAAGUGGUCCUGAACCAGCUGAGGUAUUCUGGGAUGUUGGAGACAGUGAAGAUCCGCAGGGCUGGGUUUCCUGUCCGCAGGACUUUUGAUGACUUCUACAGCAGGUACAAGAUGAUCCUGAAAGAUGAGCGUCCAACAGACGACCAGAGAGGGAUGUGCACAGAACUGCUGAUGUCAUACGACCCCGCCAAGAGAGACUGGCAGCAGGGGAAGACUAAGGUACGCUAAGGCCCCGUGGCUCUCACACGGCGUACUCUGCUGCGUGUACUGUGACCCAGGGGGUUUACAGGGUUGAACAGGGUAGAGUUACAGGGACCGAAGGAGCAUCAGCUUCAGGCUAACAACAAACCCACAGCUG
Molecule: messenger RNA, 1848 nt
Organism: Salmo salar (Atlantic salmon)
Lineage: Eukaryota; Metazoa; Chordata; Actinopteri; Salmoniformes; Salmonidae
Source: RefSeq, a predicted model, not a curated record